GGCUCCCGUACAGACCGUCAACAUCGGCUUUCUCUCCUCACCUGUCUGUCUCUCUCUCUCUCCUCAUCAACUCUGUGUGAGUGACGUGAACAAUUCAGUAUUUUCUGAAUUCAGUUCAUAAAUAUUAUUUUAAACCGUUAAAGUAUGUUGACUGACGAGUCCAUCAAUGUAUUGAUUGAUUGAUGUAUUGAUUGAUUAAUUGAUGUAUUGAUUGACUUCCAGGUGAACCGGUUGGGGAUCGUUGCUGUCAGUAACAGCCUGUCUGAUGACAUCAGCUGUGUGGCAGCAGACAGGAUGUUGGUGUUCGCCGCCGCCGGGCGACUCAUCAGCGCCUUCGCCCGCAACAAGGAGGUGGUGAUGCGUUACCAUGGACACAAACAGGAAGUGCGUCUGCUGCUUCCUCUGGGUGAUCAGCUGAUCUCGGCUGAUGGCUGCGGUGAUGUCAUCGUGUGGGAUGUUCAGGAAGGAGACAUCUACCUGCGGCUGCAGUUCGACUCCGCCACCUUCGAUGUGUCGGCCAUGAUGCACCCCAGCACCUACCUGAACAAGGUGCUGCUGGGAAGCUCCCAGGGUGCACUGCAGCUCUGGAACAUCAAGACCAGGUGAGCAUGUUAGCAUCCGGGCUAACGGCUCUCUCAGCUUUUAUUGUGAAACACCUGAAGGGUAAAAAAUUAAAAAACGGUAAUAGUACUACAGUUGUACUCUCAACUGUACUGUACAGUAGUACAGUGGUGGUAGUACUCUUAAGACUCGUGGCAGUAUAUACAGUAGUAGCAUUAUCAUAUAAAGUAGAAGACUAGCAGAAGUAGUAUUUGCAGUAGUACUAUCAGAGGUGUCAGUGUUACUGUUGUAGAAGUACUCAGUGUUAGUAUCAGUACUCUCAGUAGUACCUCUCUUUCUCCAGCUCCUCCAGGAAUUUAAUGUGUAUUAGUACAACAAGACAGUGGUGGGCCUUCAAAGCCUUCUCUGCUGGCCUAAACAGAAUCAUAAAGUUAUAUUUAUUUUA
Anarrhichthys ocellatus (wolf-eel) is the source of this 1006-nucleotide messenger RNA. RefSeq names its product WD repeat-containing protein 36-like. Gene Ontology annotation, biological process: rRNA processing. Bases 295 to 606 code for a protein of 103 amino acids. The record is from RefSeq and is a predicted model, not a curated record. Gene Ontology annotation, cellular component: small-subunit processome; Pwp2p-containing subcomplex of 90S preribosome. Gene Ontology annotation, molecular function: protein binding. NCBI's taxonomy places the organism in Eukaryota, Metazoa, Chordata, Actinopteri, Perciformes, Anarhichadidae. The transcript is spliced from 4 exons.